AUGGGGACGCACGGAUGGCCGCUGCUGCCUCUGCUGCUGUCGCUGCUGCUGUGUCGAGCGGGCCCGCUGAGGCCUGGUGCAGCCGGCCUGGGGGCGCCGGCGGGGGGCGGCCGAGCUCACUCUCCUCCUCCCCCAGGACCGCAGCAGGAGGGGGCGUCAGGUCCCAUGGACACCAAGCUGCUCACCAGCCCCUGCGGCCACCAGGAAGUGCGGCCCCUGAUACUGGGCGGAUGGGAGUCGGUGCCUGGGCGCUGGCCCUGGCAGGCCCUGGUGAUGGCGAAGAAUGGCCUGUUCUGUGGAGGGAGCCUCCUUAGUAGGCACUGGGUGCUUUCAGCUGCCCACUGCUUUGAAAAGGUCCCUGAGGUCUCCAAGUGGACCGUCCAGCUUGGGGAGCUGUCUCUCAAGUCACCGAGUUGGAGCUGGAGAGCCCACUCCCACAAGUAUAGGGUGAAGAAAAUCAUUGUGAACCCCAAAGCCAGGGGGGUGUUAAACGACAUCGCACUGGUGCGGCUGGCAUCCUCUGUCACCUACAACAAGCACAUCCAGCCCAUCUGCAUCCUGUCUUCCACCGCCAUGUUCCAGCACCGGCCUGACUGCUGGGUGACCGGCUGGGGCUGGAUCCAAGAGAACCAGAAACUCCUACCACCCUACCACCUCCAAGAAGUGCGGGUCACCAUCCUGAACAACUCCAGGUGUAACGAACUGUUCUCCAUGCCCAUCGGACGCAGUUUAAUUAGUAAUGACAUGAUCUGCGCAGGCGCGGAGGACGGCAGCGUGGACACAUGCAAUGGUGACUCAGGAGGACCCUUGGUCUGCGAAGAGAAAGGGCGGUGGUAUCAGGUCGGAGUGGUGAGCUGGGGCAUGGGCUGCGGUCAUGCCAGGAGGCCUGGUGUCUACACCAACGUCAGCUCCUUCUUCCCCUGGAUCCAGUUGUUGAUGUCCUGCACGGCCCCCCGGCCAGGCCUUUUCCUGCCCUUGGUUUUCCUUGCUCUGCCCUGGGUUUCCUGGCUCCUGUGUCCCAGCUGA
Molecule: messenger RNA, 1026 nt
Organism: Perognathus longimembris pacificus (Pacific pocket mouse)
Lineage: Eukaryota; Metazoa; Chordata; Mammalia; Rodentia; Heteromyidae
Product: serine protease 41-like
Exons: 6
Coding region: 1-1026 (341 amino acids)
Biological process (GO): proteolysis
Molecular function (GO): serine-type endopeptidase activity
Source: RefSeq, a predicted model, not a curated record